This is a messenger RNA of Microtus ochrogaster (prairie vole), 582 nucleotides long. It is a transcript of the gene Ift25, whose product is annotated as heat shock protein family B (small) member 11. Gene Ontology annotation, biological process: multicellular organism development; intraciliary transport. The record is from RefSeq and is a predicted model, not a curated record. The coding region runs from base 124 to 558 and encodes 144 amino acids. Gene Ontology annotation, cellular component: cilium; centrosome; intraciliary transport particle B. Lineage: Eukaryota; Metazoa; Chordata; Mammalia; Rodentia; Cricetidae. The transcript is spliced from 7 exons.
CGUGCGGCGGGCGGGCAUCGCGAGCCGACGGUCCCUUCGCGGAGCUAUCCGAGGCCCAGGCGUGCGGGUCUGCGCUGCGCGUUGGGCGGGCACGGCAGAGAUUUUCAGGUUAAACACUUUGAGAUGAGGAAGGUCGAUCUCUGUUCGAGCACUGAAGGGACUGAAGUGAUUCUGGCUACCUCAAGUGAUGAGAAGCACCCACCUGAGAAUAUCAUCGAUGGGAAUCCAGAAACCUUUUGGACCACCACGGGUAUGUUUCCCCAGGAGUUCAUUAUUUGUUUUCACAAACACGUAAAGAUUGAAAAACUCAUGAUCCAAAGUUACUUAGUGCGAACCUUGAGGAUUGAAAAGACCACAUCUAAAGAGCCAUUCGAUUUUGAGCAGUGGGUUGAAAAAGAUUUGGUACACACGGAGGGGCAGCUUCAAAACGAAGAAAUUAUGAUGAGGAAGCUGAGGCCUCGAGGAGCGCACACACAGCAGAGAAGCAACAGAAUCGGGACUCAAACCCAGACCCCUGAAAAUUCUCUUCCUCAUCCGUGGGAAAGAGCCUCUGGCUGAAUGGCAGCCGCAGAUGACUUACAG